This is a messenger RNA of Clunio marinus, 225 nucleotides long. Lineage: Eukaryota; Metazoa; Arthropoda; Insecta; Diptera; Chironomidae. The record is from the annotation of a GenBank genome assembly.
AUGUACAAUUUUUAUUUAUAUUACGGAAAUUUCGUACUAAAAUCGGAUGAAAGUUCAUCUUUCAUGUGUUUCCUUACACGUCAUAUUCAGCUCAAAGAUCCGAGUAUAAAAGAUAUUGGAAAACGCUUACCUGCAAUCAUUGAGUCAGAAGAAAUCAAAUUUAAACCACAGAUACAAUUGAAAAUAUCUGUAAAUAUUUUAUGUUCAAAACAGGUUUUCCAAUAA